AUGGAAAGUCAGAAAAAACGCGAAGCACCAAUCCAAGUGAACUACGUCAGCUCUAGUGAUGAAAGUUGGAGAAGCGAUUUGAAGAAUGAGACAACAAAGGUUCGUAGUCUGUACCCCAGACCACAAUCUGAUCCUUUGAGUCUCCAAGCCAUUUUAGAUGGUAGUGAAGUCGAGGAUUACAAGGAGAAUGAGAGAUUCGAAGUCCGAAAUGUUGAAGUUCGCUACAAACGAAAAAGAGGACCACUUGAAGAAGAUCAAUACCAACAGAAGCCAAAAAAGAUCCGUAGAAAGGACCAAGAAAAUGCCAAGAUCGAGGAGACACCAAUCACAGAGAAAAAACAGCGUAGUAUGUAUCCAAUGCCCUACGGUGAUCCUUUGGGCUUGAGCAAGAUUCUGGGCCAAAAAAAAUGGUUCUGA
Messenger RNA from Caenorhabditis briggsae, 417 nucleotides. The transcript has 3 exons. The record is from RefSeq and is a predicted model, not a curated record. Lineage: Eukaryota; Metazoa; Nematoda; Chromadorea; Rhabditida; Rhabditidae. The coding region runs from base 1 to 417 and encodes 138 amino acids.